Messenger RNA from Funneliformis geosporum, 252 nucleotides. NCBI's taxonomy places the organism in Eukaryota, Fungi, Glomeromycota, Glomeromycetes, Glomerales, Glomeraceae. The record is from the annotation of a GenBank genome assembly.
GACCAUGCACCAAAACUAAAAGAUCUUUCUCAAUACUACCCUUCUCUCACCAAGAUCGAAAAGAUCCUUUUAAAAUUUUGUUCAAAGAGGCUUAGAGAACGACUUUGGCCUAUUGGUGAAGAAUGGAAACAUGAUCAAAAAAUUGUUGCAAAUAUCGUCAAAGACAUUUCAUAUCCUCUUGAUCUUCUGCCUCAAUUUUUAAAUUUAUCAAAUGUUAGAGAUGUUAAAAAAAACUCUCAACUGCAUCUAUAA